AUGAUCUUUCAAAUUAUAAAUAUUUUUCAUUGUUUUUGUCUCCUCUUAUUAUUUCAUUUUAUUUCCUCUUCCUUCCUUCUUUUAUUCAUUUCUCCUUCCCGUUUUAUUUCUCGCUGCUUUACAAUUCUUUACCUAUUUCUUGUCCUUUUCUUUUCUCAUUCCGUUUUCUUUCACAUUCCUUACAUUUUUUUCUCCUUUUUAUUUCUCUUCAUGACGUUCUUUCUUUAUCAAUUUCCAUCACUCUCUUCCUCCCUUCCUUCCUUCCUUCCUUCCUUCCUUCCUUCCUUCCUUCCUUCCUUCCUUCCUUUUCUCUGGUUUAAUCUCUCCUUUAUUAUCGUCUGGCUUUCCUUUCUUUCUCUUCUUUCAUUCAUAUCUUUUCCCCUCUUUUUCUUUUUUCUUCUUCUUUCAUUCAUAUCUAUUUCUCCUCUUUUUCUUUCUUUCUUCUUUCAUUCAUAUCUAUUCCCCUCUUUUUCUUUCUUUCUUCUUCUUCUUCUUCUUCUUCUUCUUCUUCUUCUUCUUCUUCUUCUUCUUCUUCAGUCCAUUCUUAAUCUUCUUUUACUUCCCUUCCUACAAGUUCACCCACCACAUAUUCCAUCCAACUCUGUUCGAUUUAAUUCUUCUUGUAGCCUGCAACAUGUCCACAUCUCCGGAUACGAACAUUACAAUCAACCAUCACUUACAGACACCACCUUACUACCCACCUAUCAUUAUUUUUACCUUCUGUACUGGUCGCUUCGCAUUGGUUGA
Messenger RNA from Acanthosepion pharaonis, 747 nucleotides. NCBI's taxonomy places the organism in Eukaryota, Metazoa, Mollusca, Cephalopoda, Sepiida, Sepiidae. The record is from the annotation of a GenBank genome assembly.